Molecule: messenger RNA, 1497 nt
Organism: Exophiala viscosa
Lineage: Eukaryota; Fungi; Ascomycota; Eurotiomycetes; Chaetothyriales; Herpotrichiellaceae
Product: sulfite oxidase
Exons: 3
Coding region: 197-1399 (400 amino acids)
Biological process (GO): sulfur compound metabolic process
Cellular component (GO): mitochondrion
Molecular function (GO): heme binding; sulfite oxidase activity; molybdenum ion binding
Source: RefSeq, a predicted model, not a curated record
AGUAUGUUGUAAGUGAUGACGCGGAGUGCGGAGUAUGGCAAGUAAGAAUGUCUCGAGGCGGAUGCAUCGUUCACAUUCAUUCACGAGCCACGACAUCAGCACUGUUGUCAAAGUCUUGUCGCUUCUCGUUCAUUCAAGCCGAGUUGAAGACUGAUCGUGCCACUCGGUUCUAUCCUUGUUGGUGCCGACUUUGGAGAUGCCUAGCAGCGACGAUGGCACCGUCAAGGAGCCCAUCAACAGAGAACCAGACAUGAGCCAUCUGGUACAAAGCUUUUUAACGCCGUCUGAAUCUCAACCCAGCAAAACAGCAGACGACACGCAGGUGGCGUACGACCGAAAUCACGGACCAAUACAACACAUUGACCCACUAGCACACAAGCUGACAAUCAAGUCCGAGGCAACCACUAUCUCUGUGGACCUUGUAUUAUCCGUGGAUGACCUAAAGACGAAAUUCCGGCAACAUACAGUCCAAUGCGCGCUCCAGUGCGCGGGAAACCGUCGGCAUGAGAUGCGUAGUCGCGUCAAGGAAGUCAGUGGUAUAGACUGGGGAGAUGGGGCGGUCAUGAAUGCAGAGUGGACGGGGCCUUUGUUGCGGGAUGUGCUGAUCCAUGCUGGAUUAAGCCCUAAAACGAUGCACGAGGGUCUGCAUGUCCAGAUGGAGUGUAAUGCUACCGAGGUCCAGGAUGAUGAGUGGUACGGGUCCAGCGUGCCGCUUGAUGUGGUUAUGGAUGAGGAGAGGGAAGUUGUACUUGCGCUGGAGAUGAACGACACCCCUCUCCCCGACCGCCACGGCGGCCCCGUCAGGUCAGUCAUCCCCGGCAUAAUAGGCGCCAGAUCAGUCAAAUGGCUAGACACAAUCGUCUUGUCCAGCCGUGAAUCGCAAAAUCACUACCAACAACACGACUACAAGGUCUUGCCUCCAGAAGCGACGUCCCCUGAAAAGGCAGAGGAAUUAGGCCUCUGGGACAAGACCCCAGCGAUGCAGGAUAACCCGAUUAACUCUGUGGUUGCGGUGCCUGGGGAGGAUGGUGAGACACUUGUCCGCCGGGAUGAUGGGAAAGUGAGGAUCGCGGGUUACGCCAUCCCGAAGGGCAAAGAUGGACCUGUGGUCAGAGUACAGGUUAGUAUUGAUCGUGGAGGGAGUUGGUAUGAUGCGACGAUCAUGGAUGGUGGGGAUGAGCAUACUACGCAUCCGGCGAACAGAGGGAAACCGAGAGGGAAGUUCAGUUGGGUGCUGUGGGAGGUAUAUGUUCCUGCUGAACCGGCCGAGGGCGUGGAUAUCUGGAGCAAGGCUACGGAUCGAGGAGGGAAUACUAUGAGUGAAGUGAAGGGGACAUGGAAUCUUAGGGGCGUCGGGUAUAACGCGCUUGAAGGCAGGGUUGGGAUCAAGAUUGACUGAAGAUGUGGAGGAGGCUGAUAAUGAGUAGCAUGAAUAUCAAGGGCCAGGACCAAAAGCAUGUUGCUACGAUAACAAAAAGAAUGUGUUGGAUACUACCA